This is a messenger RNA of Oppia nitens, 2478 nucleotides long. RefSeq lists its product as uncharacterized. The coding region runs from base 1 to 2478 and encodes 825 amino acids. The record is from RefSeq and is a predicted model, not a curated record. The transcript has 4 exons. Lineage: Eukaryota; Metazoa; Arthropoda; Arachnida; Sarcoptiformes; Oppiidae.
AUGUCGACGGCGGCGGCGGCGGUGGCGGCGACCACGGCAACGACCAGCGAUUGCGAAUCGGCUAAACUGGUUAUUGGCCAACGAGUAACAGCUAUGGCCACUGCAAGACAAAGUAUCGAUUAUCUGUUGAAAGAGAUCGAGAAGACACAUAAAAAUCAGUUGGAAGUGAAGAAAUUGAUGCGAUUGGUUAGGAAUGAAAAGGAUGUACUAUUGUUUGAGAUGAAGAAAUACGAACAGCUGUUCCAGACAUACAAUCAAUUGCAAAGUCGAUUGACUCAAUUGGCUAACAAAAACCAAGAACUAUCGCAUCUGAAGCUAUUUAUAUUGUCAACGCUUAGCGAUGUCUAUAAACAACAGAAACCAUCGCAAACUGUUGUUGACACAGACCAAUGUCAACAACAACAACAACAGCUUGUUGUGGUCAAUGAUGGCCAGACUGAUGAUGAUGAUGGCAAACAAAGUCAAGAUAAUAAUAAUAACAAUAACAAGUCUAUGCAAUCCAUUAACGAUUCCAGUGAAUCCAAUCAACAAACUAAUCAAUCAAAAGUUGUUCCUAAAUGUCUGCAAAAGCUUCCGCUAAAACCGAUUAGUCUACCAAAACCAUUGCCAAACACUAUCUAUCCGUCGGAUCCACAGAAGAAAUAUAAUAAUAAUAUUAAUUUUAAUAGUCCACAGAAGAAAUAUAAUAAUAAUAAUAAUAAUUUCAAGUCUAGUCAAGAAAGUGGACAACAAAACCAUAUGAAGCCAAUAAAGAUGAUUAACUUUGUCUAUAAAUCAACACUUAUGGAUACAAACAGUAUUCACGCAAAUCAAGUAUCGAAACAACAACAACAACCAAUCGAUGGUAAUAAAGAUAAUAAUAAUGUUAAUAAAGAAGAUAAUUGUUUGCCUAAUAAUCGACAAUCACCUCAAAAUGAUGGUACAAAAAAUUGUGAGACAAUUGUUAUGCCAUCAACGGUCAGUGAUAAAAUUGAUGGACCACCAGUUGUUCAAAGACCUAGUAGAUGGAAAACAUUGUCAUCGCCAGAACUUUCUGGUAAUGACAAAUGCAAACUUGAUAAUAAUAAUACAGUUAACAGUAAUUAUGUUAUUAAACCAGAUCUACAAAUACACGAUAAAAAUGUUACUAAAGAUACGAAUAAUAAUAAUAAUAGCAAAGAGUUGGCUAAAGAAACUGAAUUAACCAUCACUGAAGAAAUGGAUUAUGAAUUAAGAGAAGAAAAUAUGAAAAAUGAUAAGAAGAAGAAAGUGUCAUCAAAUAAGACAAUUAAUGUUUCCAAUAGUGAUAGAAAAGAGGAGAAAAAUACUAAUAAUAAUAACAAUAAACAUAUUAAGACAUUAAGACAGAGUCUGAUGAAACACGAAGACAACGAAUUGAAAGCUGAUGUCGUCAUCACUGAAAAUCGUAGAAGAGAUCAGUCGUCGUCGUCGGAAAUUAAGGACAAAUUCAGAUCAUCAACAAAAAUGGAUGAAAAAAGUCAACAACAAAAUAAUAGAGAACGAAGAGAAACCAAGAAAACAAAGAGUUAUAGCAAAAGUAGUAGUAGUAGUAGUAAAAGGAAGAGUAGUAGCAAAGAGUCUAAAAAUGAAAGAAAACAUAGAAAUAAAGAUAAAAAUGACACGAAAAAUGAAAACAAGAGGAAGAAGAAGAAGAAGGAGAAGAAGAAGAAAGAGAAGAAGAAGAGGAUUGACUCAGACAAUGACAAAAAGAAAUUAUUAGAUAAUGAGUCCAAAAACAAAACAACUGAAGAUAUUAGAGACUGUGAGAUAAAGCCUGUUUUGCCAACUGUUAUGAUGACUACUACUACUACUACUACUACUACUACUGUAAAGACUGUUGAGGAGGACAAAGACUGUAGUGAUAAAUGUCGACAAAAACAAGAAUCAAUUGUAAAAACUAAAACAAAUAGUGAAUCAAUUGUUGGCGACAAUAAACACAUCAAUAAUGAAACAAUUGAUCAGAAACCUGACGACAAAGCAAGUGUUGUUAGUAUUAGUGGUAACAUUAGUGGUGUCAACAGUAAUGAAGACAACAUUAAAGCUAAAACAGCUACUGUACAGAUGAUUAAUACUGCAAAAGUUGAUGUCCAAUCCAGUGUCAAAUCAAUUGUUAACAAUAGCAAUCAAAAUGAAGACUUACGCCAAAUGGUGCCAAAAACAACAACAACAGAUCCGCUACCGAAUGUCAAGACAACAACAACAACAGCUACUAAGCUAUCAUCAAAAGCCAUCGAUGGCGUCGUCGUUGUGAAUCAAUUGAAAGUUUGCGAAGCAAAUAGUUUUCCAAAUAAGUCUACCGUUAUAUCAUCAACAACAACAACAACAAAGCCAUCAUCAUUGGUAGUGUACAGAAGUGGUAAUAGCAUAGCUGCUGCUGAUAAUAAUGAUGAUAAAUACAAGCCAUCUUCCAGUGUCAUAGUUGUGGCGUCAAAUCGAUUGCAAACUAGUAAUCGAAGAAAAUUUGUGCUAAAAAGAUAA